Molecule: messenger RNA, 1785 nt
Organism: Eutrema salsugineum
Lineage: Eukaryota; Viridiplantae; Streptophyta; Magnoliopsida; Brassicales; Brassicaceae
Product: proline transporter 2
Exons: 7
Coding region: 391-1710 (439 amino acids)
Cellular component (GO): plasma membrane
Source: RefSeq, a predicted model, not a curated record
CCAAAAGAGAUUUUCCUUCAUAGAAAAUUCACUAAAAAACGUUCGUUUCCAAUUUUAUAGGAUCUCGUGCACAAAUAAUUCAGACACACAGAGACGUAUCCAUCUUUCUGACCCAUCAAUUAAAAUUUGACCCAAAAGAUCAAAUAAACAGAAUCCAUCUUUUUCAUUUUCAUCGAUUCCAUUUCACACUUUUCCUGUGGAAUAAAUUUGUAUCUUGAUUAAUUCUUCUUUCUAGCAAAUGAGAAAGCUGCUUUUCUGAGUGUGAGCAGCAAAAUUCACCAAAUCGAAAGAGGAAGACAUAAUUUAAGCUGGGAUUGGAGAAGAAAGUAAAAAGGGUUUUUAGAGGCAGACAGGCAGAGACAGAAGAAUUAACUGGUUCUUGUCUGAAUCAUGGAUACGAGUGAAGCUAGGAAUCGUAAAGUUGUUGCAGUGGAACAGUUCGAUCUCGAAAUCCCUGAGACUGCUCAUCAGAUUAGCAGCGAUUCAUGGUUUCAGGUAGCAUUUGUUUUGACGACGGGUAUAAACAGCGCCUAUGUGUUGGGAUAUUCGGGGACAGUGAUGGUUCCUUUGGGUUGGAUUGGUGGUGUUGUUGGUCUCAUUCUUGCUACCGCAAUCUCCCUUUACGCAAACUCUCUUAUUGCCAAGCUUCAUGAGUUUGGUGGCAAAAGACACAUUCGAUACAGAGAUCUCGCAGGCUUCAUCUACGGGAAAAAGAUGUAUCGGGUUACAUGGGGAUUGCAAUAUGUCAAUCUUUUCAUGAUUAAUUGUGGAUUCAUCAUACUCGCUGGUUCCGCCUUAAAGGCUGUGUAUGUACUUUUUAGAGAUGACAGUCUCAUGAAGCUGCCUCACUUCAUUGCCAUCGCCGGUGUAGUUUGUGCGAUUUUCGCAAUCGGUAUUCCUCAUUUAUCAGCUCUUGGAAUCUGGCUCGGACUUUCAACAAUCCUCAGUUUGAUCUACAUUGUUGUUGCAAUAGUCCUAUCAGUUAAAGAUGGAGUAAACAAACCAUCAAGAGAUUACAACAUACAAGGAUCAUCAAUAAACAAACUCUUUACAAUAACAGGAGCUGCAGCAAAUCUUGUUUUCGCAUUCAACACUGGAAUGCUCCCGGAAAUACAGGCAACAGUGAAGCAACCGGUGGUUAAAAACAUGAUGAAGGCUCUGUAUUUUCAAUUUACUGCUGGUGUUUUACCCAUGUAUGCCGUUACAUUCAUCGGUUAUUGGGCUUACGGGUCUUCCACAGAGACUUAUCUGUUAAACAGUGUCACUGGACCUCUCUGGGUCAAAGCCCUCGCUAACAUCUCUGCUUUUCUCCAAUCCGUUAUCUCUUUACAUAUUUUCGCAAGUCCGACUUAUGAGUAUAUGGACACAAAGUAUGGAAUCAAAGGAAGUCCAUUGGCAUUGAAGAAUCUGCUGUUUAGAACGGUAGCAAGAGGAAGCUACAUCGCGGUUAGCACUCUUCUCUCUGCGCUUUUGCCGUUUCUCGGAGAUUUCAUGAGCCUCACGGGAGCGAUAAGCACAUUUCCUCUGACGUUCAUAUUAGCGAAUCACAUGUAUCUUGUAGCUAUGAACACUAAGCUUAGCACUGUGCAAAAGCUAUGGCAUUGGCUUAAUGUUUGCUUCUUUGGGUUAAUGUCUCUUGCUGCUGCAAUUGCUGCUCUUAGACUUAUCGCUGUCGACUCCAAGAAUUUCCAUGUUUUUGCUGAUGUUUAGUUAAACAAAAUUCUGCUUUUGUAGUCUUCGACAUUGUCUAUGUAAUCUUGUAUACCAAAAAGAAGAGCUGUAAUC